AUGGCGCCCCAGCCGCGAUCUUAUGGUGAAAUUGCCGAUGCAAUUUUGCCGUCUAUUGUGUUGAGUGUACGUGUGCGCGACCUGCUCAGUGCGGCUGUCGGCGAUUUUGUCGCACUUGAACCGCGGGAGCACCAGGCAUUCUUUAAGGAGCAGAUGGGCCGGGUCUGGGAUUCGCCAAUCGACUGGAAGGCCAAACCGCAAGGGACGCAGUUCGCCGAUCAAUGGUCGGCAUUGAAGCGGUUUUUCAAAGAGCAGGGGCGUAUGAGAGGGAGUGCUGCUGUGCCCGAUAGUACCAGUGCCAGGAGGUGGACAGCUCUGCGCGUGUGUGGGGUGGUUUAUCGCGAAGGCAUAGACCGCAUGAUAUUCGUAGCAACAGGAAUGAGGCCAGGCGAUCGCCGCGGAUAUCUAGGACAGCGCUCUCGGUGCCGGACGGUGUAUUUCUGGAAGCUUCCCCGUCAGGACAGACAGCAAAUGAUGGAGAUAGCUCGUCGAUGGAAUAGGAGUGGGCCUCCAGCGGCGCAGAAGAUGAAAAAUUUCAGCCGCAAGUUCCGAACGUACAUACGACAGGUUCAUGUGACAGCACUGCGGGACUUCGGGCAGCACGUCGUGACGAUCAUCGUACCGGAGGUGGGUAUGUUCAAUCCCCCGCGGGUGUAUGACUUCUUUCAAGAGUUUGGGCUCAUGAAACAGCCGUUGGUGAAAGAAGUGGAAAUGACCGAGACGUUGAAGUCGCUCUUUGGCGUGGUGAACCGGGCUACAGGUCAACUGGACGAAGACGCAUAUCCGGCAAUGCUACAAGCGAAGUCUCGCUUGAAACGGAAAAUCACCUAUCGUAUACAGCCCCAGGAGCAUUUUGUUGGUCGAGACGAGCUUCGCCUGGAUUCUGCUCUUUGGGAUGAAGAGGUGUUUUAUAAGGAGGCGAUCCCUAUGGUUUACAGGAUUGUGACUACCGCACAUGCUAAUAUCUCGAAAUACCGCGACCUUGAUCCUGUUUGGACUGACUGGGAGGUCAUGGUCGACGACCAAUUCCGUCUGGAGGGCAUUCCGAUGCAACUCCCCACUACGCUCGGCAGAGAUAAGUGCUUCCAAUACUUGCGGCACUGGUUCAACUUGGGACGCCUGAAGUUCAGAAAGUGGCGGAGAAAGAAUAGCAUGCUGAUGGAUCCUGUGGACAUGAGUGAACGUUGGUGGAUAGACUCCUAUCGGGCUUCUGACGAGAAUGAUGGUGAUGCAGCCACUGAGUCUUUGGACGCGCCUCCCGGAGUGGUGGCAGCUAUGAAUCAGUUGCCGCCGGUACCCUCUCAGAUGGAGAGCUGUGGCCACGGCCGCGCUCAGAGCGUCUCUCCGUAUGGCAGCGCGGGAGCGCAAACAUAUCGUGUUCACGGCGAUGCUCUGAUAGACGACGAAUCCCUGGAGUGGAUGGAAGUACCACCGGUUUCAGAUCCCGACGAUCUCCAACUGUUGGCACGCGUCGCUACGCCCCAGCUUGACUUUGGCGAGGCUGUGGACCACGAAUGGAGUGCGCCAGCCGCUGUCCCCACAAAUCCCGAGGCCAUGGCGCAGUGGUGUCUGCAUCAUCUAGAAGGCCUUCACAGCAUCUCUGUGCGAAUUCCCCGGCAUCUCAAAAGAGGAAUCUGCAAGUUAGCUGAGCUACCGCUUGUGCCGAAUGGCUUCUUUUCUCUGAGGGCAGCCUCGAAAUAUAUUUCUAUUCCAGACUGGCUGCGCUGGAGCUUGGUGAACACCCCUGUUAAGGAACGACAUAAAACUGAAGACCUACUGCGUUUCAUGGAGAAGCACCCGUGGACUUUCCAGUACGGUGGUCAAGUGCGGUUCUCCGGCUUUGAUAUGGCUUGGUGUUUUGCUUUGGGCUCUGUGCUCUACCUGGAGGCUCAUUCCACGAGCCUCGGCGCUCUUGAUGAUGAAGACGGCGCCCCUUCGCAUAACCCACUCAAUGCCAGCUCAUUAAGUUCUCUCUUCCAAGACUUUGAGGCAGCAUUAGACUCCUUGACCGAUGAGUACAGUUAUCCUGGGUGCCCUCCUUCCACGAAGUAUUCGGUGGUGACAAGCAGAUCUCUUUACCUAGCCUAUCUGCUGCAGACGGCGGACAGCACUCUCAUCGAACUUCUACGGUUGACUACUAUGAUGGGUGAUGGGGAGCGGGACCGGUCUGUCUCCAUCAUUUCUUACCAAUGCAAGGACAAAACCUGGAUGUCGGAAUCUGAUGGUAUUCCGUCCUGGCACUGGCCAAGAUGCGGGCUUCCCAACGGAUCGCAUCUGAAUGCAGCUCUCGGUAUGCAGAUACGUCAGUGGUUAAGCAGACAGGAUCUGCUGGUCGACUUGGCUACAAGCUCCGCGAGGACGCGAGAGACUGGCCUUUCGAUCAUGCUGAAAGCAGCCCUGAUUUAUUGCGACUUGCAUAAUCUGCAGACCCAAACUUGGGACCAACCAGGAGCAGAACAACUGCGCACGUCCAGUGUUCUAGGCGAAGUGGAUGCGCUGCAUGAUGCUUUGGUUAACUGGGCCAGUUUGGAAGUGGAGAAGCUGAGGCCCUACAUCGAGAUAAAUGGGCAGGAGGACGAGGACAACGAGGACGUCACCCAGAUGCUCAGUAUACCCCCGGUCAGUGACAUCGACAACCAGGGCGCUCCUGUUCAUCGCAGGUUUCACCCUCUAUCCACUCCACCGCCUUCCGACUUGGCUGGACCGUUCCAAGACAUUGAACUGGACGACCUAGGUGUACGGGAGGCAGUGGGAGACUUCAGGGCCGACCUCGAAGCAGAGCCGCUUUCUGCCGCGCAGGUUUACAGCAGACGCGGUCUGGAACAGAUAGCGGAUGAGCCCGAGCAGAGAAGGAUGAAUAGGGAAAAGCGCGCACUCCGCGAUCGCCGUACCGCCGUUGCACCUCCGGCUUCGCGCCGGGCGGCGCCUGCCCGGCGACCCAGUGCGACGCACUAUUGGGAUGACGAUGCCGAUGGAGAGACCGCCGGGCAGCCACCGGCGCCGUCCGAAGUCCCGGUCAGGCGGGGUCGUGGCCCACAGCAUCCCAGAGCACCGAGAAUCCGCCAGAACGCUACCGGAUCGGAUCUGCAGAUGCUGGCCAGCGCUCCGUCUGCCGUGGGAGUUGCUUCUCGUAAGCGCAAGCGCACUGCCGCCAGACCUGAGGCUCGUAAGCCGAAGGGGAAGGGCAGUGAGGGCCAGGUAGCUGUGAAGAGUAAGUCGAAGGGCCGGCGCAAUGCCGGUAAAGCGAGCGCGUCCAAACCUGCGGCAAGGCGGCGCGGCGGCGCCCCAAUAAUGGACCCAGACGAAGCUUCCAAUAUCAAGGACGGCUCCAGCGAGUCAGACGAAGAGAUGCCGUCGCGUAUCACAAGGGUCCGAUCGUCAGCCAGGCUCCAGGCCCGUACCAAGCGUCGGCGACUGUCUGGUGAUGUUCGCGGCGAUUCUAGCGAUACAGCAUCGCCGCCGCCAGUCCCGGCGGGGACCGGCUCUCCUCCGGCGAUUGAUAGGCGCCGCGCUCGUUCAAGGGCAGACCGCAGCGCCGAGGCUAUGUCUGUCUACUUCGCCGCUGAUGCCACCACCACAAGCGGGGUUGAGAGCGACGAACUCGAGCUAGCGCGAUCACCCAUGCCGCACCAGAGGGAACGCCUCCUGUUCGUGGCGCCCGGGGGAGAGGGACUGAAGUCAGUUGCACCGGCACGCCCCAAGCCUCGACCAGUCAGGCGACGGUAG
This is a messenger RNA of Peniophora sp. CBMAI 1063, 3726 nucleotides long. The record is from the annotation of a GenBank genome assembly. NCBI's taxonomy places the organism in Eukaryota, Fungi, Basidiomycota, Agaricomycetes, Russulales, Peniophoraceae.